GGUGCACCUUCGCCAUUUGAUAGAAAUUUUGGGACAAAAAUUUCUGCAAAAGCUAUGCAGUGGAUCUCCAAAAAACUGAAAGAAACCUACCGAAAAGAAGAAGGAAAAGUAUUUGCCAAUACUGAUGACUCAGUUUGUUUGCUGGGAAUGCGUAGACGCAACCUUGUUUUCCAACCUGUGGCCGAGCUUAAGACUGAAACAGACUUUGUACACAGGAUUCCCAGGGAGCAAUGGUGGCUGAAGCUACGACCACUGAUGAAAAUCCUGGCCAAGUACAAGACUAGCUAUGAUGUUUCAGAUUCAGGCCAGCUGGAGCAUGUUGCUAUGCACAGCCCAAAGGAAGCAGAAACUGGAGCCAUCUAAAGAUAUCACUUCUAGAUUAUUGUAAUAGAUGCACAUUGUGAGUAACAAUGCUUUAGAAUUGUUACAGCUUUGUUUUGUAACAUUUAAAUUAUUGUACCAGCACUUUAUGUGAAACAAGACAUUCAGAUGUUACACAGAUUUUUGUCCUGUAUUUGUGUUAUGUUUGAAACAAACCCUAGCAUCUAAUGGACAAGCACCAUUUACUGAUACUACCCUUUAACAGUAACUAAGUGCAGCACCCUUCUAUGCACUCUGUAAGUUACUCAUCUACUGCACUUUGUUUCAGAGUACUUAACACCCAAAAAAUAAGUGUAGAUGGCUAGCUUUGUGUUGAGUUACAGGAUGUGCUUAAUGUAUCUGAAGUGAAAUAAAAUACUGUUGCAAACAUCA
Molecule: messenger RNA, 753 nt
Organism: Cariama cristata (Red-legged seriema)
Lineage: Eukaryota; Metazoa; Chordata; Aves; Cariamiformes; Cariamidae
Product: ATP-dependent 6-phosphofructokinase, platelet type-like
Exons: 4
Coding region: 55-363 (102 amino acids)
Biological process (GO): fructose 6-phosphate metabolic process; canonical glycolysis; fructose 1,6-bisphosphate metabolic process
Cellular component (GO): 6-phosphofructokinase complex; membrane
Molecular function (GO): 6-phosphofructokinase activity; fructose-6-phosphate binding; monosaccharide binding
Source: RefSeq, a predicted model, not a curated record